GUUUUCAACAUAAGUAACAAAAGAUUCACUCGUUCUGUUGAAUAAUUGACUUGGUUUUUUGAUAUUUGCCAUUUUUAUAACUAAUUUUAAUACAAUUAACAUUCACCUUGUUUUAAUUAACUUUCAUCUCAUCAAAUCACUUUUAUCAAUUCACUAAAAUGGCUGGAGGUAAAGCUGGUAAAGAUUCUGGAAAAGCAAAGGCAAAAGCAGUCUCACGAUCUGCUCGAGCUGGACUUCAAUUCCCAGUAGGACGUAUCCAUCGUCAUUUGAAAAACAGAACCACAAGUCAUGGACGAGUUGGUGCUACUGCUGCAGUCUACUCAGCAGCUAUUUUAGAAUACCUUACUGCUGAAGUACUUGAAUUGGCAGGUAAUGCUAGUAAAGAUUUGAAGGUGAAAAGAAUUACUCCCCGUCAUCUUCAACUUGCCAUUCGUGGUGACGAAGAAUUGGACUCACUGAUCAAAGCAACCAUUGCGGGUGGUGGUGUUAUUCCUCACAUUCACAAAUCUCUGAUCGGCAAGAAAGGAGCAACUGGACAGAAACCAGCUUAACUUUAACUAAUUACCAAUGUAUGAGGGGAAAGUAAGCUGACAGAUACGAUAGGAAUUUUCUUCUUUACUUUCUCUUUUUAUAAUUUUUUUUCUCUUUUUCCAUUAAUCAAUCAUCAAAU
Messenger RNA from Panonychus citri (citrus red mite), 670 nucleotides. RefSeq names its product histone H2A.V (gene His2Av). The transcript has 5 exons. Gene Ontology annotation, molecular function: DNA binding; protein heterodimerization activity; structural constituent of chromatin. NCBI's taxonomy places the organism in Eukaryota, Metazoa, Arthropoda, Arachnida, Trombidiformes, Tetranychidae. The coding region runs from base 159 to 551 and encodes 130 amino acids. Gene Ontology annotation, cellular component: nucleosome. The record is from RefSeq and is a predicted model, not a curated record.